AUGACGGCAAAUAAGACUCCCGAGGGCCAGUGCCCAACGAUAGUUAUUAUCAUUGACGCAGGUGAUGAAUGUGUUGAUGAAUGUGUUGAUGAAUGUGUUGAUGAAUAUAGCAAUGGUAUAAAGGAGAUUGUCCACCUUCUACCUCAGCUACAGCUUGCAGAUAUAACCACAUUCAAAUGGCGCUUCUUGAUUACUGGACGAUCAAAACCAGCUGUUCGUGAAAGUUUUACCAGCUUACAGAAAACUCAAUACCAGUACAAGGAAGUCUGCCUACAAGAUGUGAAAAGUGCAAAGGAUGAUAUUUCCAUCUUCAUACCAAGCCCUCUGUUCAUCGUCGCUUCAACAAUCUGCCGAUUUAUUGGAGAUCCAAAAUUCUUUGCUGUGGAACGUACAAAAACCAUUCUACAGUCUCAAAGAUCUGGCGACAAGCUCCUCGGAACCUACCAAACAGUCCUGCAUCAAUUCCUCCUCGACGUACCUCACGAAGACCGAGAAAAUAUUCCAAGAUUUACAGCAAAUCGUGGGCUCAAUCAUUCUUCUUCAUGA
This is a messenger RNA of Penicillium malachiteum, 546 nucleotides long. RefSeq lists its product as uncharacterized. The coding region runs from base 1 to 546 and encodes 181 amino acids. The transcript has 2 exons. NCBI's taxonomy places the organism in Eukaryota, Fungi, Ascomycota, Eurotiomycetes, Eurotiales, Aspergillaceae. The record is from RefSeq and is a predicted model, not a curated record.